This is a messenger RNA of Alternaria conjuncta, 3234 nucleotides long. RefSeq lists its product as uncharacterized. The transcript has 4 exons. The record is from RefSeq and is a predicted model, not a curated record. The coding region runs from base 1 to 3234 and encodes 1077 amino acids. NCBI's taxonomy places the organism in Eukaryota, Fungi, Ascomycota, Dothideomycetes, Pleosporales, Pleosporaceae.
AUGGGCUAUGUUAACGUAGAAUUAGAAACCAAGACAUGGAAACCAUCAGCGCUGCGCGCCCCGGUCCUUAUUUUGACCAUCACAAUUUGCUGGGCCCUAAUCACCGUCCUACAGGUGUUACUCUCCAGGAGUCAACGGGACAAUGGUAUCAUCUUUGCACCCAAGAUAAGCGACCUUCCUUUGAGCCGAACAUUCCUCUACCUCUACUUCCCGACCAUUGCCGCAGUCAUCUUCAGCAUAUAUUGGGCAUGGAUCGACCUAGAGACCAAACGUAUGGAGCCUUACUAUCAGCUCAGUAAGGAACAGGGCGCUCUGGGAAAAGACUCACUACUUCUACAUUACCCUUUCGACUUCGUACCACUGGUUCCAUUGAAGGCUGCCAGAGACAGACAUUGGCCUGUAUUCUGGGCUUCUCUCGCCGUUGUUCUAGUAACCAUGGGCUUGGUACCCACACAAGCCGGUAUCUUUUCUACGCAAACCAUCACUCGAAAUGCAACAAGUCCAUUUGACCAGUCGACGGCCUUCAUGCCAGCCCGCAAUCAGGCAUCGAAUAUGACACUACGAUUCGCGCAAUCGACUUACGCAAUCGCAGCUCAGAACGAGACGCUUACGCAGUACAUGGCACGUAACUUUACGCUUGCGCCGAUUAGACCAAAAGCCAUCUCUCCCCACGCAUCUAUAUCGCACGGAAACUGGUCUGCCCCAACGACGAUGUAUAGUGUAGAUCUAUACUGCGAGCCUGCUAUCUUCAGUAGAAACUCAGCACGUAAUGGUCUUGUCGCCAACAGUACCAACGGAUGCUCUUUUCAUCUAGGCUUGGAUGGCAACAUCACUAUGGGCGGUAACAAAGCCUGGCCAGGGCGAACUGUACUCAACAACAAAGAGUUUACUGCCAUGUACGUGGGCUACUGGAAUCCCCUAGGGUUUGCCGACUACUCCCUCGACAAUUAUUGUCCCACUACCAGUAAUACGACUUUCUACGCUGCUAUAAGCCGCAACAAAGCCAGAGGUACCGAUGCACCACAAAACGUCACCGCCAUCUACUGUUGGCCAACUUACUAUCAACAACCCGUACUGGCAACUGUGGAUGCAGUCUCUCUGGAACCGUCACUCAUCCGACCUACGGGCGCAAAGAAGCCUUUGGAAUCAAGCUUAUUUAACACUACCCGCCUGGAGCAGUUGAUGAGUUCAAACUCACUGGGCGAUGAAGUGAGAGGCGAUUUAAUACCAAGUAAAUCUGUACCUGAUUACAUUGACUCCAUCGCGCGAACGGGUUUGAGCUUGGGUAGUGGGCCCAUGGGUGCCGGUGUGGUGCAGCCGAUGGUUGGACUAGCUCUGGCCGUCAGCAACUUGCCUCUGGAGGACUACCUAGACUGGAAGGUACUGGCCAAGUCUUACGCAGACGGAUAUCGAUUGAUGUUCGCUCGAGCGAUGCGAGAUGUUCUCGAUCAAGAUUUCCGGACCUCCAACAAUGUCACUGGGCACAUCAUAGACACGACGGAAGCCGUGCUUAUGGAACCCGUCUUUGUUUACGUUGUGGAAGGAUUUCUUGGUGCCAUAUCUCUGGCGACUAUCGCGCUGCUGUACCUUUCGCUCACGCGUUCAAAAAAUCUUCGCUCGAAUCCUAGCACUAUCGCUGCUAUCAUGGCGAUGGUGGCUGACAACGAGCCACUACUGGCUGAUAUUGAAGGACUGGACUGUUGCACGACGAAUGGGAUUGAGGAGUAUCUUGGACACAAGCGUUACAAGCUCGUUGAUGAUGGGACAUCGGUCGGAAUUAUUGAACUUGAUCAAUCUCCCGAGAUUAUCGCAGACGAAAACCUGCCUAUGCCAGCAGCACAGCAUCGCGAUACACCGACCGAUAUCGCGAAGCCAAUUCGACCCACCGAAUUUAGCCUAUGGGUAGCUGGACUCUUCGUCAGUGUAUUAAUCGCAUUGGCAACGGGUCUUGUUGUGCUUUUUGCAAAAGCUCGUUUACAAGGUUUACCACUUCCCUCAAAGAACACGCUUGUGCAAAACAUCCUCGAAAACUACAUCCCCACGGCUGUAGCUACACUCAUUGAACCAAUCUGGGUUCUGUUCAAUCGUAUGCUUUGCAUGCUGCAACCCAUUGAGGAGCUGCAAAGCUGUAACGCGCGAGCCAAGAAGUCAAUCGACCUCGAUUAUGCUUCCCUACCACCGCAAUUGGUCAUUUUGAAGGCCCUGAGGUCGAAGCACCUCGUACUUGCUGCGGUUUGUACCAUGGCGUUGCUGGCAAACCUCCUUGCAGUCAGUCUUGCUGGUCUGUUCAAUCAAGCUACUAUCGAUAUUCAGCACGCGAUAGUGGCGGAUCAACCUCUGCAGUUCAAGUUCAUGCCGGUGGAUGGAAAUAUAGGCCCAGUAGGCGGUCAAAAUUUCGGCUCUAAUGUUGCGUCUGGCGCUUACCAAGGCAGCAAUGGAGAGGAGCAGUUCUUGAUUGCGGACUCAUAUCUCAGGCAAGGUAUACCGCUGCCAGCGUGGACCGACGAGAACAUGUUCUACCUCCCGUUCGCUGCUCAACAAACGAAUACCACGGCGACGAAAGACAUUGAAGCCAGAACCAGAGCUUUUGGUGCAAAGCUUGAAUGCAACAGCCUCAGGUUCGACAAAAGCUUCCAAGCCGGAAUCAUUAGACCUCUAUCGACGAGUGAAGCUAUUAACCCAUCGGUCAACAUCACAGUGACCACCGAUACUGGGAGGAGUGUUCAGUGCACCAAGACCGGAACCUACAUGCGUCAAGGUCCGAUUUCCACCACUGGAAACUCUUGCGUUACGGGACCAAGCGCGGCUGAGUUGGCGUUCAUACUUGAACCAAUGGCGAACUCUACUCAGGCUGACGCUGAGGUGUGCAUGGGAUCAAUCGUCUUGGGAUGGCUCCGAAAUCCCACUGGUUCUUGCGGAGAGAGCAAACCAGUGUCUCUGGAUGAGCACAACUCAGCUUUCGUACACUGUCGCCCUAGGUUGAUGACUGGCUUUGCGACUGUUCGAGUAGACUCCAGCGGCCGGCUCCAAAAACAAGCGCAAAACGUUACCCUCGACAACGACCAGCCGAACGCGAUCUUCAGCAACGAUUCCAUAAACAUCAUUGGACAGUCCAAUCGGUACAUAUUCAAGGACGAUAGCCCCGGGUGGCACAAUGACAGCUUUGCCGACGGCUUCAUAAACUACUUCGCUAGCCAUGCAAGAGUCUACCGUCGCUUCGAGGCUGGCGCAUAG